Molecule: messenger RNA, 3048 nt
Organism: Pelmatolapia mariae (spotted tilapia)
Lineage: Eukaryota; Metazoa; Chordata; Actinopteri; Cichliformes; Cichlidae
Gene: hdr
Product: hematopoietic death receptor
Exons: 10
Coding region: 292-1527 (411 amino acids)
Biological process (GO): extrinsic apoptotic signaling pathway in absence of ligand; negative regulation of apoptotic process; necroptotic signaling pathway
Cellular component (GO): membrane raft; CD95 death-inducing signaling complex; external side of plasma membrane
Molecular function (GO): tumor necrosis factor receptor activity; protein binding
Source: RefSeq, a predicted model, not a curated record
UAUUAUCAUUACUUCUUGUGCCAUAUAGGCCGCUUGGAGUAAAGACUGACUUCAUGUUGUAUCAGUGGGGCUGUUUUUUUCGCCUCCUGUUUGUGAGCUGAGACGUCUGGGGCUGCUUUGUACUUUGGCCCCGCCUAUCAGCUACGUCAUUAAUUCAGAGUCGGCUCACACCUGAGUUAAACUUUUGAGACAGUAGCCUACAGGACGCUACGGUGGUAAAUCUAAAUCGAUUUGCUCUGAGUUACCGUGGAAUAAUUGAAAGUCUGUGGAGGCCGACAUUUUUAGUAGAAGAUGAAGUACGUUCCUAUGUUUGUGGUUUUUGUGCCUGUCCUGGUCCUUCUCCUCAAAUCCACCACAGCAUACCCACAGGCUGGUCUUAAGGUGGGAAACAGCAGAGCACGGCGGCAGGCCAAGUGCCCGGCAGAUCAGUACGAACACGGCAACCUCUGUUGUUUGAAUUGUAAAGCUGGCACAUAUGUGAAAUCACCCUGCAGUGUAGAUGGAGAGAGGGGGCAGUGUGAGGAGUGUGACUACGAUACAUACGCCAAGCAUGACAACGGACUGAAGUUCUGCUUCAAGUGCACACGGUGUCGCCCAGAUCAGGAAAUUGUAAGCUCAUGCACUCACACUGAAGAUACUAAAUGUCAGUGCAAACCAGGGAGAUUUUGUGAUCCUAACCAAGCAUGUGAGGUGUGCUUGAAGUGUUCACGGUGUGCAGAGGACGAAGAGAAAGUGAGAAACUGCACAUCAACCACCAACACGGAGUGCAAGAAGAUCCAGAACAAAUCUGGCUCUGAUCCAGGUAUCACUGUGGUGGUGGUUGUGGUGGUGCUGUGUGUCCUCGCUGCCAUAACAUUUGCUGGGAUAUUUUUCUACAAGAAGAGACGUAAAACAGGCUCUCGGAGAAAUCGGUCUGACAGGAGCAAAGCAGAACAGCAAUACACUGCCAUCCAGACUCCUGAGGAUAAGGACACUCAAAGACCAACCAGCACAAAUCUAAUCCUGUCCCAGCAUCUGGUGAGAGUUAAAUCCUCCAACAUUGCUGAGGAUGAGCGUCAAAUUCUCAAUCCAAGCCUCAACAGCUCAGCCAGUAACUCCCAGCACAGCCUAACAGACGCGCUCACACCUGCCCCCCAAGCCAGCCCUGUGGUCCCAGAGCAGCUUCACAGGAGGGAAGAGGUGCCACUUCCCAUGCUUGUUCCUGUGAAUGGUGAAGAGUCUCUCAGGAAGUGCUUUGAAUAUUUUGAAGAACUAGAUGUGAACUAUCAGAAGAGGUUUUUCCGUCAGCUUGAAAUUAGUGACAAUGUCAUCAAAAGCAAAGAGAACCUUCCCUAUGAAGACAGGAUCCAUGAACUGCUGCAUAUUUGGGUGGAGAAAGAAGGUAAAGGAGCGAGCUUAAAUGACCUGCUGCAGGCUUUGAAUACCCUGAACCAAAGGCGAACUGCUGAGACGAUCCACCAGAAGGCUGUGGACAGUGGUCACUUCCUGCCUUUGUGGGGGGGGGACUGUGUAAUUGUCUCAAACUAGUAGUGGUCAGAAUAGGAACAAAACAAACUUGGACACCUCAAGUGUGUAUGUUGUUGAAGCUGCUGCUGUUUCAGUAAGCGCAUCUUACUAGACUGUAGCGUGAGCUCUUAAGGUAAACAUGCCUGCUUGAACUAACUUAUUCCAAACUGACGGAAUUCAGUCGUUUUUCUUAUCUGACUGUGAGCCAUGUAUUCCUGUCAGCUCCAUAGAGUGUUAAGUAUUUCAUUAGUGCCUGUAAAAAUAUUUUUUUGCUGAUCCCAAACCUCAUUAAAGGUUGUUUCAGCGAAAGUUAUGUUCAGACAUUUAUUGUAAUCUAACAGUGUCCUGAAGAGUCGAUGUAUGUUUCAGUUUGGUUCUGUAACUACUCCUUAGCAAUUCAACAGACUGUCAAAUGACCAAUGGAGUUAAUGAAUGUAUGUAAGUUAUUACAGUGGAGGGUAUUUUAUUAUAUUUAAAGAGGGCUUCCUUGACUGUAUUAUUUACCUGUUGAUCCAGUGUUGUCGUGAUUGUGGUUAACAGAAGCACAAAUUUUAAUAUAUUAAGAUAAAUCUUGUUUCUGUUGUACUUCUGUUUUGUUACAUUUCCUUCUAUAAUCUUGAUCAGCAUCAUGGACGUUUACCAAACCUAGUUUUCUAUGUGCUGCACUGAAACAUUGAGUCUUGCCAGAGCUGUGUUGAAGCCUGAAAGUGAAGUGAGAAUUGUGUACUUUUCUACCUUGUUAUAGAUGUACUCUACAGUGUUUGUUACUACUUCCAAACUUUAUUUGCUCUUUUUGUUUAUAAUUUAUAAAUGUGGAUGAAUUAAACUCAUUCAUUCAUAUUUGUACUUUUUUGUUGUUGUAUUCAAGUGUGUAUUAGAUAAACUAGUACAAAAUCACUCUACUUCCCAAUAAGAGAUAAGGAAAAGAAAGAAAUCAGUGUUUGGAUAGAGAGUUUGUAUAAAGUGUAACGGUGACUCAUUUGUGAUAUGACUCGUUAAACCAGACAGCCACCUCUGUUACAAACAAUACUUUUGUUUCACAGAAUUUUUCUAGUAAGCAGUGACAGCCAGAUAAUCAGGAUUCAGUUUUCAUGCCAUACCUGUGUCAGUCUUUGCCAAGAUUUAGUCUAAUAUUACUCAUUAUUAUGAUUGACUUCAAGAUCACUUGAUUAUAUCUUUUGUCUUAGUCAUACCGGACAUGUCCUGUAUUAUAUGCCUGAGCUCUGUACUACAAAGCAAGUUCACUAGAGCCGGUGUCAUCUUUGCAUAUCUAGAUUCACUUGCAGUCAUCCUAAUUGCUAGGGUAACACUGGUUAUCAGUGAUAACCCAGGGUUUUCAAUACACGUUCAUGUAAAGGGGUGGUGUUGGCAGCAUUUGGCAAUGACAAAUACAGAUGAAUGUACUUCACAAAGGAUGGUAAAGCUAUAAUACAAACAUAAGAGGUUACACAUGAUUGCAGAAUGACAGCAACACAGUUGCUACAGACAAGACGUCACUCUGUGUGAGAGGAAAAUCCCUGAAUAAAUGUGGUCUUGCUUUAA